GUGAUUGUGUAAAUGGCGUCGAGGUUAGAUUAGAACAAUUCACUGAUUACUCCUACCUACACACAAAAUAUUAUUAGAUCUAUUUACGUAAAAUCAUAAUUGUGGACAAUGGAAACAAUAUUGGAGCAACAGCGGAGCUAUCAUGAAGAACGAGAACGGGUUAUGGAUGCCAUGGUCAAAGAGAUUCUUCACAAGAAGACAGGGCAUCGCGAGACUAUCAAUGGAGAACAUCGUUUGAAAAACUUGCAUGACAGAUAUAUUGAAGCUACAAUAAGGUUAAAGGAACUUUAUGAAGACAAAGAUGGUCUGCGUAAGGAAGAAAUUGCAGCAUUGUCUGGUCCAAAUGAAUUUCAAGAGUUUUAUGCCCGACUUAAGCAAAUAAAGGAAUUUCACAGAAAACAUCCUAAUGAGGUACAUUAUUAUUAUAGGAAAUGA
Molecule: messenger RNA, 435 nt
Organism: Hyposmocoma kahamanoa
Lineage: Eukaryota; Metazoa; Arthropoda; Insecta; Lepidoptera; Cosmopterigidae
Gene: noi
Product: splicing factor 3A subunit 3-like
Exons: 3
Coding region: 109-435 (108 amino acids)
Source: RefSeq, a predicted model, not a curated record